This is a messenger RNA of Cylicocyclus nassatus, 719 nucleotides long. The record is from the annotation of a GenBank genome assembly. NCBI's taxonomy places the organism in Eukaryota, Metazoa, Nematoda, Chromadorea, Rhabditida, Strongylidae.
CAGGUCUUCAAAUAUGUGCCUCAGCUGCGACCGCAAUUGCAAUAAUGUUUGCGCUAAUCUUCCUUUCAAUUCUUCCCGAAUUCCUCCUUGCCUGUGCCCCCUUAACCCCCGCACCAGCACCAACCCAAGUAAGUGUGAAAGUGGAAAUAGAACAGGUUCCGAUCAAGUUCGUCUAUGGCGAUAGCUCAAAAGUGGAUGGAAUAGCUUCGAGUGAAGCAGAAGUGAUGUAUUUCAUCGAGGCUCACUGCAGAAGAGCGAUAAUAGAGACAAUCCAGCAAGAGAUUUACGCGAAGAUGCCUUUGAUGGCUGAUCACAUACUUAAACUGAACCCGGUUGUGGUAGGAGUUUCUUACGGGCCAUUACAAUGCAAUGCAAAGACAAAUUUUGGCGAUGACUGUCCCAGCAAUACUACUGCUUACUGCUGCGCUGUGACGAACGGCAUAGUCGAUGCUAUAGGAUAUCCGAAUGAUAAGACGAUGAGGCCAAUUUUGCCACUUUUCAAGCAUGCCGAAAUAACAAUGACUACAAACGAUAUCAUCGUUGGCUUUUUUACUAGCGAAAGAAGACGUCUACUAAUGGUUGCAGAGCAAAAGCUAAGAGCAUACGAUAAUGCCUUUGCACAUGUUCAAUUGAUCUAAAAGCAUUAUGGCCGUCUUGCUAUGUGACUGGAUAAAGCCAUUCAAAUGUUGCCACUGUCGUAAAAAAAUAAAGCCGCGCUG